Messenger RNA from Nicotiana attenuata, 1023 nucleotides. RefSeq lists its product as uncharacterized. The record is from RefSeq and is a predicted model, not a curated record. The transcript has 3 exons. NCBI's taxonomy places the organism in Eukaryota, Viridiplantae, Streptophyta, Magnoliopsida, Solanales, Solanaceae. The coding region runs from base 1 to 1023 and encodes 340 amino acids.
AUGGAAUCGGCUUUUCCUCCGAGGGAGAUGCAAGACGCCCCCAAUACAGAGUUUCUCGAUGUGGGGACGUCCGUUGGUGAUAAAAAUAUGCUUGAAAAGCCUUCUUCUGCGCCUGAGGAAAAGCCUGACACUAACAUUUCUCUCAUUUUUAAUGAGAUUGACAGGCUAUGUGAGCAGGCCAAGGUUCUCUAUAAUCAAACGUUUGCCAAUUUUGAAACCGAACUGACUCGCCACGAGGACGAACAUAAGAAGCUUACCUCGGAAGCUGAUGAGCUCAGGGCUCUUUCUACCAAGAGGGAGGAAGAACUCCGUAGCCUUCGAGAUUUCUUGGAGGCGGCGUCUCGAGAAAAGGAUCGUCUUGCUGAACAGGAGAAAGAUGUCCUUAUGGGGAAGGAGCUCCGAGCCAGGGACUCCAAAAUCCUUGAACUUAAGCGGCAUUUGAGUGAGGUAAUCUCUGAGAGAGAUGCCCUCCGGGGAGAGGUGGUUUUGAUCGGGCAUUGCCUUGAAGAUGCGAUGGCUGAGAGCAGUAAGUAUAAGGAUCUCCAUACUGAGUUGGCUACUACGCUAUCCGAGGUCAGGGCUGAGGUCGAGGCGCUUGUGACCUCACAUAAGGAGGACGCCGCUACUGCAAAUGCUCAGGCCCCGAAGGUGUUCAAAGAGGCUGAGCUGCGCCUGACCGGAGCAGUGGAGCAUGCCCAGUUAAAAUCUCGGAGACAGACGCUCGAGGAUAUAUAUGCGGGGGGCAUUGAUUUAAUCAUUGAGAGGGUGAAGACCCUAGAAGAGGAAGCUGCGGCCCUGCUUCCUUCCGAAGACGAGUCGAGUAGUGACUCGGUAGGCGAUGAGGAUGGAGGUGGAGUCUGUGAAGGGGAGGAGGCCGUUGGAAACCCGGAGGUUAUGGUCAAAGCUGUUGAAAGCGUGCAUUCUGAGGGGGCCGUCAGUCCACAGUCCCUGAGGGGGAAGUAUACUAGGCUUUUCCUUUUCGAUUCUUUGUAUAGGGCUUUCAGAGAGCGUCUGCCAAUGUAG